This is a messenger RNA of Cyprinus carpio (common carp), 1424 nucleotides long. RefSeq lists its product as uncharacterized. Gene Ontology annotation, molecular function: protein dimerization activity. The transcript is spliced from 5 exons. The coding region runs from base 342 to 1424 and encodes 360 amino acids. Lineage: Eukaryota; Metazoa; Chordata; Actinopteri; Cypriniformes; Cyprinidae. The record is from RefSeq and is a predicted model, not a curated record.
UUUUAAUCAGUUCAGCUAUUUUAAAUGGUGAACAAUAGCGCCACUCGUCUUGUUACAGGCCUAGAUAACAUCAGGCUAGAGUUGUGACGUUCGCGAACGAACCGAUUCUUUUGAACGGCUCAUAAACAUGAACGAUGGGAGCCGAGUCGCGGCUGGAGGGGAGCCGUUCUUUCUGUCGUUCUUUUUUCCCAUGCGUGUUUCACACAGAUGCACACAAAUGAGCUCCUCCGGGUGCUCCUCCUCCUCUAGGGGUGGGAGCUAUCUCCCAUUGUUAUAUCUCCCACCCCUAUGAGCAGGUAGCUGGAACAGUGGAAGCCAGGAAUCCAACCGCCGAUGCUGUCAUGGAGGUGCAAGCCUACCUGGAGGAGCCUCUUCUUCCAACACAUGAGGAUCCCCUCAAGUGGUGGGAGAGUCGAGCCCCUGUUUACCCCAGGCUUAGCAAGCUGAUGGCCAAGAAGCUUUGUGUUGUGGCGACAUCAGUUCCCUCUGAGAGAAUAUUCUCGAAAACUGGACAGAUAAUCUCAGAGAGGAGAAGUCGCCUUAAGCCCAAAAAGGUCAGAGCUCUUGUCUUCUUUAAUGCAAAUUUGCCCAAGGACAAAAAAGAGAGGCAGAAAAAGCCAUUAAGUGCUUCUGCUGUUGAUUCAGACAGAGUGUCAGUGUCAGUGAUGGAGGGAGAUACAGUGACUUUACACACUGAUGUUGAAAACAUGAACCAAAGAGACAGAAUGUUUUGGAUUUUUGAAAACAGUCGCAUAGCUAUAAUUCAUGGAGAUAAAUAUAAGGUCUGUACAGAUGAUGAGUGUAAAGAGAGAUUCAGAGACAGACUGAAGCUGGAUCAGACUGGAUCUCUGAUCAUCACAAACACCAGAACCACAGACUCUGGAGAAUAUAAACUAAAGAACACCACCCGCAACAUCGACAAUAUCUUUAGUGUUACUGUACAUGGUGUUUCUGCUGCUGAACGAGAUGACAUGAAGAGAAAGUCGGUGAAGGAGGGAGAAUCUGUUACUUUAGAUACUGCAGUAAUAAAAAACCAAAAUGAUGUGAUGACGUGGUAUUUUAAUGACUCUCUCAUCACUGAAAUCAGUGAAGAUCAGAGUAAAAUCUGUAUAGAUGAUCAGUGUGAUGAGAGAUUCAGAGACAGACUGAAGCUGGAUCAGAAUGGAUCUCUGACCAUCACAAACAUCACAAACACAGACUCUGGAGAAUAUCAACUGAAGAUCAGCAGCAGCAGAUUCAGCAUCAUGAGGAGCUUCACUGUUACUGUCUCUGGUUUUUCAGAUUCAGGAUCAUUUUCAGUUGCCGCUGUUGUUGUUGUUGUUGUUCUUCUUCUUCUUCUGCUCGUUGCUGCUGUGGUUUUCUACAAACGCAAAGCAAUAAUGAAUUGCAUCAGGAGGCAGCGCGAGAGAGCAGGAGCGCAGUGA